AUGGCAGAACCAGAAGAUGAGAACAACGACAUAGGUACACCUCACCAACCCAAACUACCCACUGGCCGAGUCAAGACACUCAUCAAACUCGACAAAGACAUCAACAAGAUCAACUCAGAAGCCCUAUUCCUAAUCUCAUGCUCCACAGAACACUUCCUUCAAUCCCUCGCUGAAAAAUCAGCACAAGUCGCGUUAGAGAAGAAGAGAAAGACUGUGAAGCUCGAGCAUUUGAGAGUAGCGGUGAAGAGGCAUCAACCUACUAGUGAUUUCCUCCUGGACUCGCUCCCAUUGCCGGCUCAGCCGUCCGAUAAACCGGUGACAGAGCGGAUGAAGACUCGGUCAGAUGAUAAGGCGGUUCCGGCUGGGACUCGGAGGAUUGAUGCUUUCUUUCACAAGUGUUCUUAG
Molecule: messenger RNA, 405 nt
Organism: Ilex paraguariensis (yerba mate)
Lineage: Eukaryota; Viridiplantae; Streptophyta; Magnoliopsida; Aquifoliales; Aquifoliaceae
Source: the annotation of a GenBank genome assembly